Messenger RNA from Sorex araneus (European shrew), 360 nucleotides. It is a transcript of the gene C5H20orf202, whose product is annotated as chromosome 5 C20orf202 homolog. Bases 1 to 360 code for a protein of 119 amino acids. The record is from RefSeq and is a predicted model, not a curated record. The transcript is spliced from 3 exons. NCBI's taxonomy places the organism in Eukaryota, Metazoa, Chordata, Mammalia, Eulipotyphla, Soricidae.
AUGGUGCAGCAGUCCAAGGUCCCUCCGGCCCAUCGCCAGGUAAAGGUCUCUCCCAAGGAUGUGGGGAUGAAAGCCACAGAUGCUCCAGGCUCUGAUCUUCAGCAGAUGCUUGCCUGGCUGAGAAAGGAGCUGGCCGAGAUGCAAGAACAAGACCGGAGACUCCUGCUCAUGCUCAGGCAUCUGCAGCACGUCCUGGAGGCGCUGCGCACUGAGAGUGCCCGCUGGGAGGACGCCUGUGGCGGAGCCUCCCCCAUCAGAGCUCGAGCAGGAUCUGAGGGCAAAGCCCGCCGGCCCAUCUCCUCCAGGGAGCCGGCCCAGCUCCUCUCAGGGGCAGACAGCAGACGAAGCUCUCUCCCUUAA